AUGGGUGAUAUUCCGGGAAUCUCAGUGGAGGAGCAAACAGGGAACCAAGACGAAAAGGAUUCUACGCACAAAGGCAUGAAAGUACUCAUUAAGGAUAGGGAUCCCAAAGGAAUGAAUGAUUUCCUUAAGGUGGCCUUUGAGGACGUGAUUGCAGAGCCUGCAUCAGUGCACAGCUUCGAUAAGGUGUGGCUGUGGAGUAAUGCUCUAUUCGAGGUGUCCAGGCUUUGCCUAUACCGCUUCAUUUCCUUGCUGCUGGCUGUGCCUGUAGCACUGUUGGCUGGCCUGCUCUUCUCCAUCCUCACUUUUCUGCACAUCUGGUUCAUAGUCCCCACUAUGCAACUUCUGUUGAUGAACAUGCACUGGGUAAAAGUAGUAUGGGCCAGUGUGCUGGACCUUACCAUCUCUCCCUUUUUCUUCAGUCUGGGAAGAUGCUGUGGGUCCAUCAGUAUUCGCUGGACAAAAGACUAGCUCACUAUAGUCCCAACUCACCCAGUUACUAAAUCCAAAAUUAUGACUCUUCUGCAUUCCCAUGCUUUAACUGCUAAAACUGGUAUUGAACUAUGGGGUAAAGAUUCUAAUUCGGUUUUGUGCAGAUGCAUAGAGAUCCUUUUUCAAAAACUAUCACAAGAUACCUAAAUGAACAGAUUCAUGUCAUUUUACCUUUUUAAAAUAUGUAAAAAUGGAAACCAUAUAUAAACGUCCUCUGAAGCCUUAUUCAGCUAGGUGAAGCCAUGACACUCACUUCCCUGUUGUUAUAAACAGUGGACUCUGGCAUGUCUAUCCAUCAACUGUGUGGGGUAUUUUUGUACCUCUCUCCACUGAGACUCGAAACCCACCCAAGCUCACAGAACACUGCAAGUAUUUCUCUCAUUAGUAGACCGGCAGCAAUGCUGCUUCUCUCCAAUUUUCACUUCUGGUUCUACAGAGUAUUGAGGAGGACAAAUGCAUAUUUAAUUAUGAUGAAUCUGCUUCUGAUUUGAACUCCUGAGCAUUUCCACAAACAUGUAACAUCAAUGACUUUAUGCUAAUAUUGAAGAGGAUGCUAUAGAUGUUAUUUUUGGACAGGGUAUUCAAUUUUACAAGGCUCAUUUAGGUAUUUGGAAAGUGUGUUAUAAAUCACUGUGCAUUCACAUGGAGCCGUUUAAGAUUCAGGAAGCAUUCUGCUAUCUGCCAUGGGGCUUCUAUGACUGGCUUAUCAACAGAAACCAUGUCUGGUGCGGAAUAUUGCAAUUAUAUUUCCCACAAAUAGACAUUUUGUGUAAAGAAUAUAGCCCUGCAAGUAAUGUCUGUCAUUAGUAAAGCAAAUCAAACUCUCACAUAAAAGCAAAGAGACUGUUUGUUUCAUAUUUGUAGUUGGGCCCUGAUAUCUGUGAAGUAGUAGCCACAUUUACCCCAUAACAUUAAUGAAAUUCCCAUUGUGUCCUGCUGGAUUGACAGCAGUUCAUAAAUAGUUACAAGCUGCUGAGGAGGCUCGGUGGUAAAGGACCUGGCCUGUGAAAUUUGUGUGUUUUAAAAUAGUUACUGCUGAACAUUUACAUUGGAAUUCUAAUGUGCUUGUGAGAUAACAGUUGCAGUUACACUCACUGGUUUAAUGAGCCUAAAUAGUGGUUUGAGAUUUGUGUAAGGUGGAUGUGAGUUCUGUUGGCUGUCAGCACUGUAGCUUUUGCUAAUUUGGUGUUCCCAUUUGUUUAAUAAGGAGCUGUUUUUGCUCUCUUACUUCUUGUUGAAGUAAUAUUUCUUCACAUGAUCCUAUUUUGUGUGUCUACAUGCACAAAGAUGUAGGGCCUCAGAGGACACAGAUUUAAAGUACAUAGUAUCACAGUGUGUGAAA
Messenger RNA from Pangasianodon hypophthalmus (striped catfish), 1831 nucleotides. Its product is annotated as caveolin-2-like. The coding region runs from base 1 to 468 and encodes 155 amino acids. The record is from RefSeq and is a predicted model, not a curated record. Gene Ontology annotation, cellular component: caveola. Gene Ontology annotation, biological process: caveola assembly. NCBI's taxonomy places the organism in Eukaryota, Metazoa, Chordata, Actinopteri, Siluriformes, Pangasiidae. Gene Ontology annotation, molecular function: molecular adaptor activity. The transcript has 3 exons.